This is a messenger RNA of Styela clava, 2187 nucleotides long. RefSeq names its product mitochondrial outer membrane protein SLC25A46-like. The record is from RefSeq and is a predicted model, not a curated record. Gene Ontology annotation, cellular component: mitochondrial outer membrane. Gene Ontology annotation, biological process: mitochondrial fission; mitochondrial membrane fission. NCBI's taxonomy places the organism in Eukaryota, Metazoa, Chordata, Ascidiacea, Stolidobranchia, Styelidae.
CCAUAGACUAAAUACUGAAAUAAUAUUCAGAUAAAUUGCAUGGAUGGUUUUCCUGGAAACGAACUUGGAGUUGGCGACCAACUUCAUAGUGUUGGUGCUAGUGGACGAGACCCACCAAAAAGUUUUACCAAACUGAAACCAAAGCCUGGGUCUGGUACAAAAAAGACCAAUAUCAAGGCACCAAAGCCUAAAAGAUCAGUUACCUGGUCUCCUGCUAGUUUCCUAAAGUAUGAAGAAAGCCUGGCAAAGCUAGGUGCUGAGCACGCAGCAACGAACAUGGCAGCCUAUUCGGAAGAAUUUAAGGAUUCUCCUCAACCUGGACUAAGCAUGCGAGCUGGCUCAUCUGAACCCAGAAUUCACCCAGCUGCUUCGGAACAUUCUCGCAGGCUUGCAACAUUUGGGAUAAGUUUGACAAACACUUUGAGUGAUGUGGUGAUUGUUUACCCUUGUUUAGUCUUACGCCGACAAUGCCAAGUUAACAAUGUUGGCCAACGAUAUCAUUAUACUCCUUUUACUAUAAUGGGAGUAGCGUUUAAUUUACAACGUAGCCAAGGCUUUACUUGUCUUUGGAAAGGCGUCGGAAGUUAUUUAAUGGUCAAUGCUCUCACCUUUGGUGUUGAAUCAGGUCUGAGUGAAUCAACGAAAAAGUUACCAAAAGAAGUUGACCGGCAUUCCAAGUUGAAAGACAUAGCUGGUCAUGUUUUAUUGAAAGCGUUGUCAGCAGGAUUAGUAAUGCCAUUUUAUUCAGCUCAUCUUGUGGAGAGUAUACAGAGUGAAGCAGCAAGUGAAACACCUGGUAUAUUUUACUUCAUAACGGAAGGUUUUUCACGAUUAUUUGGUUUCGCUGGUGUACAAAGUCGAAGAAUGCUACCCUUUCGUCAUUUACUUCUUCCUACUGUGCUUUAUUUUCUUUUGCGAUACAUUUUAACCAACUUGCUGCAAUUUAGUAUUCUAAGUGGAUUUCGUUUGCGAGAAAAGAGAAAGCAUGACCAAGCACUUAAUUCUGCCCAUCCCUUUUCACCCGUCGAUACAGCGUAUAUGUCAGUACCCAGUACUUCACGGCAGGCGGUGAACCAAGUCCCACUAACAACAACAAUAUCCACGUCUCGACAUGCAACAACGCAAUAUCAUCAAUUAUUAUCUAAUUUUAUUGCACAAGUUAUAACAGACGUAUUACUCUAUCCAUUUGAAACUAUUAUUUUCCGACUUCAUGUCCAAGGGACUCGUACAAUUAUAGACGAUAUGGACAGGGGUUCUGGUUUCCUUCCAGUUAGCUCAAGAUAUGAAGGUUGUCUUGAUUGUCUUUCUACUGUGGUUACGUAUGAAGGCAAAGGUGGACUUUACCGAGGAUUUGGUGCAUUAAUGUUACAGCAUUUAUUGAAGUUUUCAAUUUUGAAAAUUAUUCAUUUAUCGCUGCAAUUAUCUUCACCUACUAUAUAGAAGUCUUUAAAUAACAAAUUUAAUAAAUUUAUUUUCAUUGUAACAACAUAAGCAAGAUACAUUACAGUUCUCCCAAAAACCAAUUUCCGAACAGUCUUGUUCUAGAAAUCUAUCAUGUAAUGACUAUUUUGAAUACAUCUUUAUUUUGCACCAAAUUCAUAUGCUUAAUUUAGUCUGUUCUGUUUGUCAGAAUGAGCUAGUCAACUGCCUUGCAAUUUGGUAUAUUAUAGUGGUUAUUGAGCUAUUUCAUCACCUUUCCACUCUUUUGUGAUUAUACAAAGUCUUUCUACUAUGUCUUGCUCAAACAAAGAUAUCAGAUUGUUUACUUAUUUAUGUUUAUUAUAUGCAUGCAUUAUUGUGCUUUUGCUAUAAUCUAAUUUUAUUAUUGGCUGGCUUCAUUCCAACUUGGGAAGCAGUACGUAAUUCUAACAAUGAUUCUAUCACUUUAACAAUGGAUGUCCAUGUUAUAAAACAUGAAUAUCAAUAUGUUACAGACUUACAGUUAACUACAUUCUUGAGGAUAAAUUUAAAAGUACAGUUUAUGUUAGUUGGUUUAUUAGUGAAGUUUAUAUAUAUAUAGUCAUUAUUGAUUUUGAGAUCAACUUUAUAAUCAUUUUUUAUAUGGGCAUUAAUAAUUCAUUUGCAGUAAUUAUUAUUUAUAUUCUUCAAAUAGGUUUCUGGUCAUGACAAGCAUUUAAAAUUUUCUACCAAUGAUCUUGCAUAGAUGAAUUAAUCCAAUAGUUUUAA